This is a messenger RNA of Drosophila navojoa, 870 nucleotides long. RefSeq names its product Actin-related protein 2/3 complex, subunit 2 (gene Arpc2). Gene Ontology annotation, molecular function: actin filament binding; structural constituent of cytoskeleton. Gene Ontology annotation, cellular component: actin cytoskeleton; Arp2/3 protein complex. NCBI's taxonomy places the organism in Eukaryota, Metazoa, Arthropoda, Insecta, Diptera, Drosophilidae. The record is from RefSeq and is a predicted model, not a curated record. Gene Ontology annotation, biological process: actin filament polymerization; Arp2/3 complex-mediated actin nucleation.
AUGAUAUUGCUGGAAAUCAAUAAUCGCAUCAUCGAGGAAACGCUCCUGGUUAAAUACCGCAAUGCACUAGCUGGCAAAUUAUAUUCGGUUUAUUUUGCAGUGCUAUUCCCUCGACAUACCAACAAGGAGACGCGGGAUAAUACUAUCAAUUUAAUACACAUGUUCCGAGACUAUUUGCAUUAUCACAUUAAGUGUUCAAAGGCGUAUAUUCAUUCCCGCAUGCGCGCAAAAACGUCAGACUUCCUUAAGGUGCUAAACCGUGCAAGGCCCGAAUCGAAGACUACGGAAAAGAAGACUAUAACGGGGAGAACAUUCAUACGCAAAGAAUGAUGCGCUCAGUAUAAUUAGUUGUUUUUAUAUAAAAAUAUGAAAAUAAAAAAAGUGUACUAAAAAAAAAAAACAAAAAGAAUUGAGAAAAACAACUGAAUUUUGGCAAAUGAAAGCAAAUGUUUCCAAAACUAAAUGGUGAAAACAAACCCAAACAGUAAACAGAAAUUAAAAGAAAGUAUUCCAAGAGAGCUAACUCUAAGCCGGAGCAAGUUAAUGAACAAUAAAACAAAAUAACAAUAUAAUAGUUAUGCGUUAAAUAAUUUAAAUUGUGUGUAUUUGUCGAGUCAGUAAGUGGUACAGAAUCAAGUGUGAGUUAAUUUGUUACAGUCAUCGCUGAAAGUCAGCGUACAUACAUACAUUAUGUAUAUCAAACACUAAACAAUUGUCAAACAGUAACAUUUUUAUAACUAAUUGCCUAAUAAAUGUAAGUGAAAGAGUCAAGUCGCAAACAAAAGCAAAAAUCAAUCUGUUAAUGUCGCAAUUGUCGUAAUGCUGCCCAAAAUCAGACAACCCCACUAGCCUGUAUAUGUAGAGAAUUAA